Messenger RNA from Aspergillus mulundensis, 6117 nucleotides. RefSeq names its product C50 family peptidase. Gene Ontology annotation, biological process: meiotic chromosome separation; proteolysis. The record is from RefSeq and is a predicted model, not a curated record. The transcript has 2 exons. Gene Ontology annotation, molecular function: cysteine-type endopeptidase activity; protein binding. Bases 1 to 6117 code for a protein of 2038 amino acids. Lineage: Eukaryota; Fungi; Ascomycota; Eurotiomycetes; Eurotiales; Aspergillaceae. Gene Ontology annotation, cellular component: cytoplasm; centrosome; mitotic spindle pole body.
AUGGAAUCGGUGAAGCAGACCGUGCGCUCGACGUCAACAUGCUCGGCGGCCACCGUGUUGUCGCUCCAAACACUCUUCCGGAGCGCAGGGGAGGUUGAGGCCGUGAAGAAGUCUGCACGAGCCACGAAAUCUACACUUACAAGUACGACGACUUCGUCGCGGGCGAAAACUAGCCGGACGAGAACGACGAGUACGAGCACGAGCACGGCGAGAUCGAAGACGCCUAGCCAGGAUACAACGAGCCUUGCGGACGCGCGGUUAUCAAAUCAGGAGAAACUGGUCCUUGCUACGGAGGUGUUUAAUACGACGCUGAAGACACUUUCCGACGCGGUGAAGUCAGUCACGUCACUUUCGAAGGAGAAGAGGGAGUCCAGUCCGGCGAAACGCACAACUACGAAAGGACGGACGAAGACGAGUCAGCCCGACACAGCGGACAGCGAUAAUGGUGUAUCUGCGGUAGCGGAAUGUGCACGGUUAUCACUCUCGUGCCUGCGAAUGCUGAAAACGGACAGCGCAGUGGAGGGAGGAUUGCCGAAUCUGCAGCUUGAACAGGGCGCUUGCGUGCUGGCAGGCAGGCUCCUGGCUCUCGGGCUGCAUGAAACCGCGUAUAAGGAGUUGAGGGGCCUUAAGAGGAGGAUUCAGAGUUAUCUGGAUGGGCUACCGAGUGGGAGGAAAAGGACAGGAAAAGGGGAUGCUGCGGAUGGGGAGGAGGAAGCGAAGGAGCGGAUGUCGGAUCUUCUGUCGUUUUCGAAUGUUGCGAGUGCUCGCUCGGUGUAUGGCUUGCUGGUCUCGUUCCAGUCGAAUGCGCUGCGUCUUAUUGCUGCGGAGAAACGACCGGCUACGGUGCAGAAACUCGUGCCUUCACUGCAGCUAGCGGAUGAGAGUAGUCCGGCGAAUGUUAUAAUGGCGGCCAUUGAGUCGGGUGCGCUCACCAAGGAUAAGGCGGCGGUUCAACUUCAGCUUUUGUCCAGUACGAUUCUAUCUCUAGCGGCCUGCGGUGCCUGCACGACGAAGGAGCGGCUGAGGCCGGUUACGAUACUCACUCUACAACUACUAUCGCUCGAAAUUCGAUGCAUGUCCUGGAAGCUAUCUGGCCAUGCCUGUGAGGACAACAAGGAGAUGUGGGAUCCGCUGGCAAGGUACAUCGGAGCUUUUGCGCAGGCCACUAAGAGCAUUGAGAAAAUCGAAUUCGCAUCCAUCUACAAGAACAUCGUCCGACUACAGUCAGCAUUCGCGAAGACGCAGAACCGUACUCCGAGAUCCACGGAUAACCUAUCAGUAGCCCGAAUCGCUACUAUACUGGGACAGCUCGCCCAGGAUGCCGGAUGCUUCGAUGAAGCCUUGCAACUCUUUACAGAAUCACUCAACCCCCUCUCAAGCGGUCAGUGCCUUGGUCUGGCGACUGUCCGAUGCAAGAUUGCUGCCUUAUAUUUUCAGACCGCCAAGUCAUCCGCGAAAUUGCCCUGUGAUAUCUCAGAUGCUGUUACUGACGCGACGACUGCUCUCAGCCUACCGCUAAAAGGGAGCACUCAUGAUUUGGACGAAUUGCUAGUGCAGGCGGCUAAACUGAAAAAGCUCGCCAUGGGUUGGUUUGGGGAUCUACUAUCCAAAGAACAGGGCUCAGUAUCCGAAAACGCCACCUUCCCACGAGUCUGCGAAUAUCUCAACGGUUUUAUACGCUUCUUGCGCCGGUAUAUCGGACGCCGACCCGCGGACGACGAACUGAACGACCAAAUAACAUUUCAGAAACGAAUUGAGGCGGCACAGAGCAUCAUACUCGCCGCGGUGGACUCGGCCGUAGCGAUCGGAAAGUUGUCUGUCAUGUCCCAACGUCCGCCAUGGGAUGAGAUAGUCCCUACGUUACUUGAUUCCCAGCGCAUUCUUACGACGAUUGAGUCUUUCGACGAGGCUGACACGGCUGCUGCCGACUCCAUUGGCCUGGCAUUGGUGAAGCUCUCGAAUCUGUUCUGGUCGCGAUAUCUAAAAGAAAAGGAGGCUGGGAAGAGCGCCCGCGAACUCCUGCCACUGUUGAAGCAAUCUGCCAAUCUGCUCUCUGGGUGCGCGCCUUCUCAGCGGGCGACUGGUUUCGCGCCGCUCAAAUACGAGCGCCUCGCGCAUACAUAUGUCGAAGCCGGUAUAGUUUCUGAGGCCGAGAUCGCGUUUUGUCAGGCUAUCAGCGAUCAUAUUACCGCGGGCGCGCUGGAUAACAUUACCUCCUCCACAGAGGGAUUUUUUCCUUAUCAGAUGAACCAAGAUCCGAAGAGAAGUGGAUUUACACUUGGUCGCGUGCUUUCUGCGUACUUGAAGGUGAAGUUGCGGAACAGAAGGUCCGUAGCGGACGAGAUCUUCGAUGAUGAGACGCUUACAUCGGUUGAACGAGGUCAUAUUCUGGAGAGGCAGCUGGGCAUAUUGACUGAGAUACACAGCACCGCAAACAAAGUUGACAUUUUUCAAUCUGUCUUUUCAGAAGUCGUGGCAAGGCUGCUAGAAGUGUACCCAGUUGAGCAGCACCCGCUUCGCCGACUGCGCGUUGUGCUCUGUGGACUACGAUUUGCGUUGGAACAGCCGGGAUGCUUGGAUUCGUCACUGCUCCAGCAAUUUGUGGAGGAGGGGCGGAAAGGGUUGGAUAACGACGAUUACCAGGGAGACGACGAUAUCAAGUCUGUGGCUGCCUACCUCAAGAACUCGGUUCGCCUCACACUUAGCCUCCAGCAAGGCAGCCUAGGAUCCGAAGAGCUUGAAUUGAUCGUCUCAACCUGGUCCUCAAUUGUUCGUUUCUGUCGAGAUCUGAACUCGCUUGUUUCGUGCGUCGGCAACGUCGAGUACUUUCUUCUUCAGAUGAAAGCCGUUGUUGAUUACACCGAAAUCCACGGGCUGUGGAAAUUUCAGCUGGCUACACUCGAACUGGUGCUCUGCGUGACUGAGCUACACGGAGCUGGAACAUUCUCGGAGGCCAUAAUCGUCCUUUCUCGGCUUGUUCUUCAAUACUGCCGCCUCGGAUCGUGCACAAAAGCCCGAUCUCUCCUGAACCGGGCAGAUAGUUAUAUUGUCAACCAUGAAGUCUCCUGCCUGGCGCGACUGUCGUAUGAACUGGCUCGCGUGGGAUUCCUUCUCGAGACAGGUGACAAUCAAAAGGCGGCGAGUAUUCUUUCGGCGGCUAGGAUGCUCUACGAGAAGCACCAGUCAACCGAGGACUUGAACGCUUGCUCGGUAUUGACCAAGAUUGCAUGGGAACGACUAGUCGCCGAUGCUGCAUUCAUGAGCUCACGCCUUUCUUUUGUGCAAGGCUCUAUCAAGGACGCUCUAUACUUCGCCAAGUUGUCGGUCCGAUUGAACUGCAGGAUUUGGGCCAAGGUGGAGAAGCUUGCCCAGAAGAAGCAGGAAAAGACUGUGACCGGUGACAGCUCUGAACUUGAGAUUGUCGUCGAGGGAAUGGCGAAGCUUGAGGUGUCGCGAACGUCAUCAACUUACUCUCAAGGAGCCCCGUUCUGGCCGCAUAUCGGCUCGCAUCACAGCUCGUUGCUCCAUCUCGCAAACUUGUCUGCACACCAUGGUUUAUUUCAAGACGCCAUUUACUACGGAGAGCAGGCGCUGAAGAUCAACAAGUCACUGAAUGCCAACGUUCGCCUGAUUGCCUCCCAAGCGCAUCUCGGCUCUCACUGGAUUCUUGGUGGCCAUAUCCCCGAGGGUCAAAAGCUCCUCGCAUCUGCCAAGGAACUAUCUGAGCAGCUGGAGAGCAGUAUUGAGCUUGUCUCGCUACGGUUGAGCCUGGCUGCUCUCCAGAGGGUCAAGGGAGAUUACCGCAACGAGUACCGCACCCUUCGAGAAGCCGAGAAACUGCUGAGUGGUCUGUUUGAGGAGCAUGAGAAGACUAGUGCCCCUGAACUGGAGGACAAGAUGGACAAACUACGUAUCCGACCAAAGAGCGGAUCGACGAGACAGACCACGGCAACGGCAACGAGAAGGACCCGCAGCGCAACGACUUCCACUUCAACUUCCACAUCCGCACGAAGCACACCGAAGCCGCCAUCGAGCGCGGAAACGACAAUUGGUUCGAGCACGCUACUCGACGUAAAAAGCGAGAUUCUUCGGCAGCAGGCUGCAUCUUUACGAGCACAGCGUGAGUUUGAGAAAGCCUCGAAUUUGUUAAGCGACGCUCGAAAAUUUGCGGUGACUAGGGAUAGCAAGAUCUCGGUGCAUAUUGGGGAGAGUGAGCACCUGCUUGCGGACGCGAUUCGCAACUUUGCCAACCAUGCAGUAUACUGCGUUCUUCCCGAAUCGACCAUCUCAUUACCCUCAUUGCAACCCAAGGCCGUGACUGAAGUGCCCAGCAAAUCCACGACACGCAGAACCAGAGCGCCUACCCGCGGAACACGCUCCAAGCCUCAGCCGACAACAGAAGACUUCUCCGUCAUGCUAUCCAAGGCGGGCGACUGCUUGAACGAUAUUUUUCACACUGCUACCCACCUCGGAUCUACUCUUGACAGUCACUCCGCGUCACGCCUGAUGAGCCGCAUUUCGAUGCUGUCUCACGUCACUGCGUCGCAGAACCAGGUUUCAUGGUCACAGUCUCCAGCGAAUAUGAACGAAAUUGGCCGCAUUGGCGCGUUCGCGAGAGAGCGCGCCGCUAUCCGAAUCGACAAGGAGCUGGCCGACUACUGCGACCCGCUGCUGUGGCCGCGUUCCAAAUUGGAGUCUGACGACGUGGGGUCUGACUUUAUCGCAGACUAUGUCGACAUACUUCCCGAGAAUUGGAAUGUUCUGUCUUUGUCGCUGAGCGCAGAUCAAACUGAGUUUGUCGUGUCGCGACUGCACCAAGGCCGCUCUCCAUUCUUACUGCGGCUGCCUCUCAGGCGCGGCAACUCGGAAGAUGAGGAGGAGCAGUUUACGUUUGAGGACGGGCGAGACGAAAUGAAGGAGCUGAUCCGGCUGGCCAAUGAAAGCGCCCAUGCUGCCAAGUUGCAGGUCGACAGGCAGAUGAAGAAGGAGUGGUGGAAGAACCGCGAAGCCCUCGACCGCAGAAUGGAGAACCUGUUGCAGAACAUCGAGAACGUCUGGUUUGGAGGCUUCAGGGGGAUCUUCUCCCCCAUCCCGCAUGGCGCGAAGUCGCUCGCACGAUUUGCGAGCUCCUUUGAGAACAUCCUCGACAAGCACCUCCCCUCCAGACAGAAGGGGCGUCGGGCGGAGGGGCCAAAGCUGACGCUGCAUCCGAACGUGCUGGAGUUGUUCGUUGGAGUUAAGGAUUUGGAUGAGCAGGAAGACCCCGAGGAUGCCUUGAUGGAUCUUCUCUACUUUGUUGUUGAUAUCCUGCAGUUCCAGGGUGAGCGCAAUGCUUACGAUGAGGUCGACUUCGACAUGAUGGUCGUCGAGACGCUGGAUGCCGUACGGGCUUAUCAUGAGGCCGCCAGCGAGGAGGCCAAGCAGCGACCGAACAACACCGUGCUGGUCCUGGACAAGUCUCUGCAUAUGUUCCCGUGGGAGUCGCUGCCCUGUCUACAAGGUCUACCGGUUUGUCGCGUGCCGUCUCUGGAGUGUCUGCGUGAUCGUGUUCUGCAGUUCCGCGCCCAGGAAAAGAAUAGUCUCGGCAUCGCUCGACGCAACGGCACCUAUAUUCUUAACCCCACUGGUGAUCUACAGACGACGCAAGGGACGUUUGAGAAGGACCUAUCUAGCCUCAAAGGCUGGACUGGCGUUGUGAACCGCCAACCGACCGAAGACGAGUUCAAGGACAGCCUCGAGUCGAAGGACCUCUUCCUCUACUUCGGCCACGGAAGCGGCGCACAAUACAUCCGCGGCCGAACCGUCAAACGGCUCGACCGAUGCGCCGUGGCCUUCCUCAUGGGCUGCAGCAGCGGCGCUCUUACAGAAGCCGGCGAGUACGAGCCGUACGGCACGCCGAUGAACUACCUGCAGGCGGGAGCUCCCGCGCUGGUGGCUACGCUGUGGGACGUCACGGAUAAAGACAUUGAUCGAUUUGCCAAGGCGACAUUUGAGCAUUGGGGGCUAAUUGGAGAACGAGGAGAAGUUGGAGACGCCCCUGUGGCUCUGGACGCGGCAGUUUCGCAGUCGCGAGGAGCAUGUGUGUUGAAGUAUUUGAAUGGCGCUGCGCCGGUUUAG